AUGAAGGUAUUUCAGACCAUCUGCAGGCAGCUUAUAAGUUCAAAGGGGUUUUCUGUAGAACCAGCCCCCAGUGUGGUCUUGUCCACUUCCUCUUAUAUGUGUGGCGGGAAGAAAAAAGUGAACCGUUAUGAAGAAGAGGACCCAAAAAAGUACUCUGAUUUAGUAAGGUCUGUCUUGUCAUUCAGAGGCCACGCUCAGACUCCACAGCCUUUGUUCGAGGAAGAUGCUUUACUCUAUGGACCUGUGAAGAAGUGUAAGGCCCCAAAGCAAGACAUGUUUUUACAAGGGAAGUGGUUUCAUGAAGCCUUGGAAAGCAUACUUUCACCCCAGGGGAACUUAAGAGAGAGAGAUGAAAAUCUCCUCAAACCUUGCUACAUCCAAAGGGUCCAGCAUGUUCUGAGAGAUGUCAGUGGAGUGUGGGCUCUGGAAAAUGCUGUUAGACGUGAGACCCUAAAGUAUGUAGGUCUGCUGCACUGUGUGGCUGAUUAUCAGGGAAAGCUGUGUGUGACUGAUCGGAAGACAUCUGAGAAACCAAAGCCUUUCAUCCGAAAUACAUUUGACAACCUGCUGCAAGUCGUGGUGUAUGUCAGUGCCAUAAACCAUAAGGCCAACUACAGCUUUCAGGUUCAGUGUGGCUUGAUCGUGGUGGCCUACAAAGACGGGUCCCCCGCCCACCCACAUUUCAUGGAUGCAGAGCUCUGCUCCCAGUACUAG
Messenger RNA from Aethalodelphis obliquidens (Pacific white-sided dolphin), 714 nucleotides. Its product is annotated as mitochondrial genome maintenance exonuclease 1-like. The coding region runs from base 1 to 714 and encodes 237 amino acids. Lineage: Eukaryota; Metazoa; Chordata; Mammalia; Artiodactyla; Delphinidae. The transcript is spliced from 2 exons. Gene Ontology annotation, biological process: mitochondrial DNA replication. Gene Ontology annotation, cellular component: mitochondrion. The record is from RefSeq and is a predicted model, not a curated record. Gene Ontology annotation, molecular function: single-stranded DNA exodeoxyribonuclease activity.